This is a messenger RNA of Puma concolor (puma), 1827 nucleotides long. NCBI's taxonomy places the organism in Eukaryota, Metazoa, Chordata, Mammalia, Carnivora, Felidae. The record is from RefSeq and is a predicted model, not a curated record.
AUGGCCUGCUCUCUGCUGCUGGCCAAGACAGGGCAAGUGGUCCUAGUAUUUGGCAGACAGCUGGACUAUUUUUACCCAAGAUACUUAGACUGCGUCAGUAGGCAUGGGCCUCCGCACAGCAAGAGCCCAGCUUUCGCCGCCUGCGUUCAGAACUUGCCUGACCAGUGCUCCCCAAACCCCUGCAACAAGGAGGGGACCCAAGUCUGCCAAGACCUCAUGGGCAACUUCUAUUGCCAGUGCAGAGCUGGCUGGGGCGGGCGGCUCUGUGACAGAGAUGUCAACGAGUGCAGCCAGCAGAAUGGGGGCUGCAACCAAAUAUGCCUCAACAAGCCCGGCAGCUUCCACUGCGCCUGCUACAGUGGCUAUGCGCUCUCGGUGGACAGCAGGACCUGCCAAGACGUGGACGAGUGUGCAGACGGCAGGGCCUGCGGGGAGGCGCGCUGCAGCAACCUGCCGGGCUCCUACGCCUGCCUCUGUGAUGAGGGCUAUGCAUUCAGUCCCCAGGAGAAGGCCUGUCAAGAUGUGGACGAGUGUGCUGAGGGGCGCUGUGAGCAGGCCUGUGUCAACUCCCCAGGGGGCUACACCUGCCACUGUGACGGGCGUGGGGGCCUCAAGCUGUCUCCGGACACGAACACCUGCGAGGACAUUUUGCCCUGCGUGCCUUUCAAUGUGGCCAAAAGCGUGAAGUCCUUGUACCUGGGCCGCAUGUUCAGCGGGACCCCCGUGAUCAGACUGCGCUUCAAAAGGCUGCAGCCCACCAGGCUGCUCGCUGAAUUCGACUUCAGGACCUUUGACCCCGAAGGGGUCCUGUUCUUUGCUGGAGGUCAUCAAGACAGUGCCUGGAUCGUGCUGGGCCUGCGGGCUGGCCGGCUGGAACUGCAGCUCCGCUACGGUGGUGUCGGCCGAGUCACCAGCAGCGGGCCUGUCAUCAACCAUGGCACAUGGCAGACGAUCUCUGUGGAGGAGCUGGACCGGAAUCUGGUCAUCAAGGUGAACAAGGAUGCCGUGAUGAAGAUCGCGGUGGCCGGGGACCUGUUUCAGCUGGACAGAGGACUGUAUCAUCUGAACCUGACCGUGGGAGGCAUUCCCUUCAAGGAGAAGGACCUGGUCCAGCCAAUAAACCCCCGUCUAGAUGGCUGUAUGAGGAGCUGGAACUGGCUGAGUGGCGAGGACACCACCAUCCAAGAAACGGUGAAAGCAAACUCCAAGAUGCAGUGUUUCUCCGUGACGGAGAGAGGGUCCUUCUACCCCGGGACCGGCUUUGCCUUCUACAGCCUCGAUUACACUCGGACGUCCGCGGCCGUCGGCACCGAGGCAGCCUGGGAAAUAGAGGUCGUGGCUUGGAUCCGCCCCGCCACUGACACAGGGGUGCUGCUCGCGCUGGUGGGCGGCGACCACGUGGUCGCCCUCUCCGUGGCCCUGGUUGACUACCACUCCACCAAGAAGCUCAAGAAGCAGAGCGCCCACCUGAGCAUGCGUCAGACAGAGGCUCUGGCCAAGGCCCUCACCAACCCGCCUCCUUGUCCUAACAUGCAGCUUCUGGGGACAGAGUCCUCUGUACCCCAGGAAGUGCUGGCAUACGGCCACCUCCUGCAGACUGGGGACCCGUUCCUGACCAGGCAGAACGUGACUGCCCGUGGUCAUGCUGUUUGUUCUUUCCCCACUGGCCCAGACGUGCCUGUGACCUCAGCGCCAGUCACGGCCUUCUACCGCGGCUGCAUGACCCUGGAGGUCAACCAGCAGACGCUGGACCUGGACGAGGCCGCCUACAAGCACAGUGACAUCACAUCACACUCCUGCCCCCCCGUCGAGCAGGCCAGCCCCUAG